UUCUUUGUGACCUGAUUGUCCAUUACACGAUCCCAGCUGAUGCUUGUUCAGUUUGGUUUCAUCCAUUUCACUGAACUCUUCUUCAUAGUGAUCACUGCUCGACCGGUCCGUCCUGUACUGGACGUACUAAACGACAAUGACACGAUGCACUGCGUGCACCCGUUUCGCGAGGUUCAUGGAGACGGACGAAUCUGCGGCGCCGCAACGCUCCGCGCACGUGCACCCGGACGCCGUCGCCGUUCACAUCCCGUCGAGCCUCUCCGCCGAGGAGCCGGCCUCCAGAGAGCGACACGGUGACAUGAUCGCCGCCAUGGCAGCGGCGCCGUCCCCGGGGUACUCGCCGUUCGAGGCGCCCGUGCUCGCAGCCGCGCGCCCGGUGUCGAUCAGCUUACCGGCGUCGCCGACCGGAUUCGGCGCCUCGAGGACGGAGGCGGAGCUGCAUCGGCACGCCGUCACGGACGCGCCGCCGCGGAUGGUGUUGCCGCCGCGCGCCCCGGCGGCCGUGGCCCUCGCGCAGCCUGACAAGGUGGUGUUCCGGUCGCAGCCGAUCGCCGCCGCGCCGCUAGGGGCCAAGGCCGCGGAAGGGCACGGCGACCCCAGCCGGAGCGCGCCGCACGCGGGGAGGGGCAAGCCGCCGCGCAGGGACACCAGCUACGACUCGUUCAAGACGUGGUCCGGCAAGCUGGAGAAGCAGAUCACCACGCACCUGCUAGGCGGCCGGGCGCCACCGCAGCAGCAGGAGGAGGAGGAGCCCGAGGAAGACGACACCGCGACCAGAAGCCGCCGCAAUUCCUCCUCCAUGCCCGAAGUGCAGCGCUUCUUCGCCGCGCUGGAAGGCCCCGAGCUCGACAAGCUGAGGUCCUCGGAGGAGCUGAUCCUGCCGUCCGACAAGACGUGGCCGUUCCUUCUCCGGUUCCCGGUGUCGGCGUUCGGCGUGUGCAUGGGGAUGAGUAGCCAGGCCAUCCUGUGGAAGCGGAUCGCCAUCUCGGCGUCGACGCGGUUCCUGCACAUCACCGCCAAGGUCAACCUGGUGCUGUGGUGCGUGUCGGUGGCUCUCAUGGCCGCCGUGUGGGCGCUCUACGCCUGCAAGGUGGUCUUCUACUUCGAGGCGGUCCGGCGCGAGUACUACCACCCGAUCCGCGUCAACUUCUUCUUCGCGCCGUGGAUCGCGUGCCUGUUCCUGGCCAUCGGCGUCCCGGACGCGGUGGCGGCGAGCCUCCCCCACUGGCUCUGGUACGUGCUCAUGGCGCCCAUCGUGUGCCUGGAGCUCAAGAUCUACGGCCAGUGGAUCUCCGGCGGGCAGCGGCGGCUGUCGCGGGUGGCCAACCCCUCCAACCACCUCUCCAUCGUCGGCAACUUCGUCGGCGCGCUGCUUGGCGGCAUCAUGGGGCUCAAGGAGGGGCCCAUGUUCUUCUUCGCCGUCGGGCUGGCGCACUACACGGUGCUGUUCGUGACGCUGUACCAGCGGCUGCCCACGAGCGAGACGCUGCCCAGGGACCUCCACCCGGUCUUCUUCCUCUUCGUCGCCGCGCCCAGCGUCGCGUGCCUCGCCUGGGCCAGGAUCACCGGCGAGUUCGGCUACGGCUCCCGGGUCGCCUACUUCAUCGCCAUGUUCCUCUACGCCUCACUCGCCGUGCGGAUCAACCUGUUCCGGGGGUUCAGCUUCUCGCUGGCGUGGUGGGCGUACACGUUCCCGAUGACGAGCGCGGCGAUCGCGUCCAUCCGGUACGCGUCGGAGGUGAAGAACGCCUUCACGCAGUGCAUGUGCAUCGGCCUCACGGCGGCCGCCACGCUCACGGUCACGGCGCUCUUCCUGACGACGCUGCUCCACGCGGUGGUGCACCGCGACCUCUUCCCCAACGACAUCUCCAUCGCCAUCACGGAGCGCAGGCGCAAGCCCUUCUUCGCCAAGGAGUUGAUGCGCAGCAGGAAGCAGGCGGCGGCGCUCGACACCACCCCCUCCGAUGCCGCGGACCUGGAGGCUGCGCGCGCCGCCACGACGUCGUACACGUAGGCCGGCGGCCGGCAACCGUGACCACGACAAUGAUACGCGUGGAUCUCUAGCUCUUGGACAAAAGGCCCAUUUUGUGUGGCGAUCGAUGUAUGUGUAGUAGAAGAGUUGUAUGUACACUGUGUAUCACGGAGGAAGAAGAUCUAUCGUAUAUGCUGCCA
This is a messenger RNA of Setaria italica (foxtail millet), 2172 nucleotides long. Its product is annotated as S-type anion channel SLAH2. The record is from RefSeq and is a predicted model, not a curated record. Gene Ontology annotation, molecular function: voltage-gated monoatomic anion channel activity. The coding region runs from base 137 to 2014 and encodes 625 amino acids. Gene Ontology annotation, biological process: transmembrane transport; intracellular monoatomic ion homeostasis. The transcript is spliced from 5 exons. Gene Ontology annotation, cellular component: membrane. NCBI's taxonomy places the organism in Eukaryota, Viridiplantae, Streptophyta, Magnoliopsida, Poales, Poaceae.